AUGUCCUAUUUAUCAAGCGAACCACUGGGCUAUUUAUUUGCCUUGCGCUCUACGGAGAAGCCUAAAUUCCAGUACAUCUCCUCCAUGGCCCAGCGUAAUGUGUUUCCCGGCCUCUGCCUGCGUACGCAGAUGCGGUUCCUGGAACCGAUAGUUGAAUCCUCCUCAUCGACGAGAUUUCCUGGUAUUGCGAAGGCCGUCCUACUGGGUCGCGUUCCCCAUCUCCAGGACCGUGCAAGAGUCCGAGUGCGCAUCAAGCCGAGUCAUAGAAUAGGAAGCCCCCCUGAUUUUAGCGCGUUUGGCGCAGCUGCUAGUGCAGCGGGUGGGUUCGGCGGAGGUUCGGCGGAGGUUCCACGCUAUCAGGCCAAACUGCUGCGUCUGGCAGCAGUGUUGACGUCUCCUUCCCGUGCUGCUCGUUCAGCAAAAGCCCGUGUUGCUGCAUCGAUUGGUGUCACUCAUCGCGCUCAGCGCCGUAGUGAGGCUACUGGUGCGCUGUUUGCAUCCUCUGAGGAGUGGGAGGAUGCGGAGUGA
This is a messenger RNA of Paracoccidioides brasiliensis Pb18, 528 nucleotides long. RefSeq lists its product as uncharacterized. The record is from RefSeq and is a predicted model, not a curated record. The transcript is spliced from 3 exons. The coding region runs from base 1 to 528 and encodes 175 amino acids.